CGAUGUCUAAAAGUCGUCAUGACAUCGAUAAGGACACGGUUGUGGCCUAUCACGACUUCAUUCAAGGACAGAUUAAAGGUGAGCUGAAUGGCGUGAAUCUGGGCCCCGGACGGCCCUGCUGCCUGAUGGCGGGGGUACUGUUUGUAGUCGGGCUGGCAAUGGGCAUCGUUGGUAUUCUGGUGGUGACUCUGAGGACGCGGCACGUCUACCUGUGGGACUGGAACGAUCAAUUUUUAGGACCCGCCUUCAUCGUCAUUAUGUUGCUGUGUGUUGGACUGGCGGUGUUUCUGGUAGUGGAAGGCAAACGAAGGGCCAACGCCUACAGGAGGGAUUUAGUGUUUCGACCAAUUGGUGACUAUGGUGUAGCCGUUGUCCACAAAAGUAGACUGAAUUAUGAAGAGAAAACAAGAGACAACCUGAAAUCAGGAACAACACCUCAUCAACCUGUUCAACCCAAACCCUAUCAGCCAAUUACGUAUGAUCAUGAGGGUCGUCCCAAAAAAGCUGGCUAUGAGAAUCGGGCAUAUGGAGAUGCUGAUCCUAGGGGACCACCUCCUCGGUAUGAAGAGAGAGGUCGACAUCCUGAUGAUCGAAGACCAAGAGGCCCUGACAGGCGAGGUCCAGAUGACAGACGAGGUCCAGAUGACAGGCGCAGACCUCCUGGUGAUCGACCAAGGGGACCACCGGAUGACAGGACUAGACCUGAUCGUCCUCGCAUGCCCCACCCUAAUCGUCGUCCCCCUGGUGGACCAGAUGAUCGCCCAAGGAGACCUCCUGGUGGACCUGAUGAUCGACGAAGAGGACCACCAGGAGAUAGAAGGAGAGGACCUCCAGGGCCAGAUGAUAGGCGGCGCCCACCAGGACCCCCAGGGGAUAGAUAUCGGGAUGACAGAAGGCGAAUGGAGGAUGAUAGAAGAAGGGAGGAGAAGAGAAGGGAGGCUGAGGGUGAACCACGUAGAGAAGUACAACCACCAGGUGGGGAUGACACUACCCGUGUUUUGCUCAACAGAGAUGAUGGUCCACACACAACAGAGUCAGAGUUUUAAAACCCAGUGGUCAAGGACGAAAAUUACA
Molecule: messenger RNA, 1074 nt
Organism: Ylistrum balloti
Lineage: Eukaryota; Metazoa; Mollusca; Bivalvia; Pectinida; Pectinidae
Product: basic salivary proline-rich protein 2-like
Exons: 5
Coding region: 3-1046 (347 amino acids)
Source: RefSeq, a predicted model, not a curated record